AUGCUUUUCCUGGGGGGUGCGGAGGAGGAGAACCUCACGGUCGCGACAGAGUUCCUCCUCUUGGGGUUCAGCGACCUCCCCGAGCUGUGGCUCUUCCUUUUCCUGACCUUCCUCCUGCUGUACCUGGCCAUCCUGGCGGGGAACAUCCUCCUGCUCAGUCUCCUGCUGGCCGACGGGGCCCUGCACUCGCCCAUGUACUUCUUCCUGGGGAACCUAUCGAUCCUGGACCUCUGCUUCACGGCCGUCACGGUGCCCAACACGCUAGCCAAUCUCCUCACCGGGAACGGGGCCAUCUCCGCCACUGCCUGCGCCGUCCAGGUGUACUUCCUGCUGGCCUUCGGCUCGGCCGAGUGCUACCUCCUGGUGGCCAUGGCCUUCGACCGCUUCGUGGCCAUCUGCAGCCCGCUGCGCUACGCGGCCGUGAUGGGCCGGAGGACGUGUGUGGGGCUGACGGUCGGGUCCUGGUUCGUCGGGGCCCCCGUGUUCCUGGGGCAGACCCUGUGGGUCUUCGGCCUCCCCUUCUGCGGGCGGCGGGAGGUCGGCCAGACCUUCUGCGACGUGCCCCCCCUGCUGCAGUUGGCCUGCACGGAUACGGCCGGCCACGAGCUGGGCACGGCCGUCAUGGCAGCCUGCUUCUCGGCCCUGCCCUUCCUGCUGAUCCUGGGGUCCUACGCGCGCGUGCUGGGUGCCCUCCUGCGGAUGCCGUCGGCCGUGGGGAGGCAGAAGGCCUUCUCCACCUGCUCCGCCCACCUGCUGGUGGUCACGCUUUUCUACGCCUCUUGUGGGGCCAUGUACCUGCGUCCCAAGUCCACGUUCUCCCUGCGGAAUGACCGGCUCCUGGCACUGCCCUACACCUUCGGCACUCCCCUGCUCAACCCUCUGAUCUACAGCCUGCGCAACAGGGAUGUGAAGGGGGCCCUGCGGAGGGCCCUGGGGAGGCUGCCCAGCUCAGAGCGCGUAUGA
Ornithorhynchus anatinus (platypus) is the source of this 963-nucleotide messenger RNA. Its product is annotated as olfactory receptor 10A4-like. Gene Ontology annotation, biological process: G protein-coupled receptor signaling pathway. Gene Ontology annotation, cellular component: membrane. Gene Ontology annotation, molecular function: olfactory receptor activity; G protein-coupled receptor activity. NCBI's taxonomy places the organism in Eukaryota, Metazoa, Chordata, Mammalia, Monotremata, Ornithorhynchidae. The transcript has a single exon. The record is from RefSeq and is a predicted model, not a curated record. The coding region runs from base 1 to 963 and encodes 320 amino acids.